AUGGAGAGAAAAGGUAAAACUGUGAAAAAAGGGCUAGUUGUUAAACCAAUAAUUUCUUCAGAAAUGAAUUCUCGUUGUCAAGUAGAUUUGAUUGACAUGCAAGCUCAACCUGAUGGAAAUUAUCGAUUUAUUUUAGUUUACCAAGAUCACUUAACGAAGUAUGUUUUACUUAAACCAUUAACACACAAACGUGCAGAGGAAGUUGCCUAUAUAUUACUUGAUAUUUUUACUACAUUUGGAGCUCCGUGUAUCUUACAAAGUGAUAAUGGUAGAGAAUUUGUUAACAAGGUUAUUGAAGAGUUAUGUAGUAUGUGGGAAGAACUGAAAAUCGUACAUGGAAAGCCACGGCAUUCACAAAGCCAGGGCUCCGUUGAAAGGGCUAACCAGGACGUAGAAAAUAUGCUUGCCACCUGGUUAACAGAUAACAAAACAAAUAAAUGGAGCGAGGGACUUAAAUUCGUUCAAUUUAUGAAAAAUAGAAGUUUAUAUCACGGAAUUAAGUGUUCUCCUUAUGAGGCUAUGUUUGGUACACGUGCAAAAAUAGGCCUGAAAUCUACUUCUCUACCAGAAAGUAUCAUACAUAAACUCAAAUCUGAUGAAGAUUUAGAAACUGCACUGAAUUCUAUAAAGACCACAUAUGAAAUAAAUGCUGAGAAACACAUUGAAAAAAAAUCUAUUGAUACGUCUUAUGAAGAAAUUAUCGAUAUUGACGAAGAACCAGCUGAUAUUAUACAAUCAAGAAAGGAAACGAUAGAAAAAAAAAAAAGUGAAUCGUUGCAUAAUUUGAAUGUUCAAGCUUCAAAAAUGAAGACUAACUCAGAAAGUCGACUUCGUGAAGGCAAAAUUGGCGAAAGCGUUAAAAUUAGAAUACCUGAUGUUGAUAAAGCACGGAGUGAUCUGCGAUCCAUUUUAGGAGUCAUUUUGUCUGUAAAAAACAAUAAUUAUGAAAUUGGUACCACUGAAGGUAAACUUCAACAACUUUAUGCUAGAAAUCAAUUUGAAAUAUGCAAAGAGUCAUUUGUCCAGAUUGAAACAGUACCAACAACACCUCCGAUAUCAUUAAGAGAAGCAGCUAGAAAAUUUUCUAAUCUUGGCGGUCAAGGAUAUGACCGGUGUAACUGUACACAGCAAUGCAAGACAAAUAAAU
Messenger RNA from Acyrthosiphon pisum (pea aphid), 1147 nucleotides. Its product is annotated as KRAB-A domain-containing protein 2-like. The record is from RefSeq and is a predicted model, not a curated record. Gene Ontology annotation, molecular function: nucleic acid binding. Lineage: Eukaryota; Metazoa; Arthropoda; Insecta; Hemiptera; Aphididae. The annotation marks the transcript as partial. The transcript has 3 exons. Gene Ontology annotation, biological process: DNA integration.